This is a messenger RNA of Sturnus vulgaris (Common starling), 3256 nucleotides long. It is a transcript of the gene MEGF11, whose product is annotated as multiple EGF like domains 11. The record is from RefSeq and is a predicted model, not a curated record. Lineage: Eukaryota; Metazoa; Chordata; Aves; Passeriformes; Sturnidae. Gene Ontology annotation, molecular function: protein binding. Gene Ontology annotation, cellular component: membrane.
GGGAUCUGUAAAAACAGGAUCCACUGGGAAUUUUUACCACUUUAAGGUACAACAAUGAGGGCACAUGUGCUGUUCCAGUGGAUUCUGAGAGGGCUUAUUUUGACUUUUCUGCUCAAAACUACUCUGUCCCUAAAUCCAGAUGAUCCAAAUGUUUGUAGCCACUGGGAAAGCUACGCCGUGACCGUGCAGGAAUCUUAUGCUCAUCCCUUUGACCAGAUCUAUUACACACGAUGCACAGACAUCCUCAACUGGUUCAAGUGCACCAGGCACAGGAUCAGCUACAAGACCGCGUACCGCAGGGGGCUGCGCACGAUGUACCGGCGGCGCUCCCAGUGCUGCCCCGGCUACUACGAGAGUGGCGACUACUGCAUACCACUGUGCACAGAGGAGUGUGUGCAUGGAAGAUGUGUCUCUCCUGACACGUGUCACUGUGAACCAGGCUGGGGAGGGACUGAUUGCUCAAGUGGCUGUGACAGCGAGCACUGGGGUCCCCACUGCAGCAACCGCUGCCAGUGCCAGAACGAAGCGCUCUGCAACCCCAUCACGGGCGCCUGCGUGUGCGCCGACGGCUUCCGCGGCUGGCGCUGCGAGGAGCUCUGCGAGCCGGGCACCUACGGCAAGGGCUGCCACUUCCAGUGCCAGUGCCACCACGGAGCCACCUGCGACCACCAGACCGGCGAGUGCCACUGCGCGCCCGGCUACACCGGCGUGUUCUGUGAGGAGCUGUGUCCCCCCGGCAGCCACGGAGCCCAGUGCGAGCUGCGCUGCCCCUGCCAGAACGGGGGAGUUUGUCACCACAUCACUGGGGAGUGCUCCUGUCCUGCUGGAUGGAUGGGGCUGGUGUGUGCACAGCCAUGUCCUGCUGGAACCUUUGGAAUUAACUGCAGCCAGGACUGUCCAUGCCACAACGGAGGACACUGUGACCCUGUGACAGGAAAAUGCCUGUGUACAGCUGGCUAUAUAGGAGACAGGUGUCAGGAGGAGUGUCCCAUCGGCACCUACGGCUUCCAGUGCACGCAGAGCUGUGACUGCCAGAACGGCGCCAAGUGCUACCACGUCACCGGAGCCUGCAUCUGUGAGCCCGGCUUCAAAGGCAUCCAGUGCCAGGAAAGGAUGUGCCCUGAAGGCUUUUAUGGCCUCAAAUGCAACAAGAGAUGCCCUUGCAAUAUUACCAACACCCUCAGUUGCCAUCCUCUGUCGGGGGAGUGCAGCUGCAAGGCUGGCUGGGCUGGGCUCUACUGCAACGAGACGUGUCCCGUGGGCUACUACGGCGAGGGCUGCCGGGUGCCCUGUCCCUGCCACAACGGGGCCGACUGUGACAGCAUCACUGGCAGCUGCAUCUGCGCCCCGGGCUUCAUGGGAGAUGACUGCACCAUUCCCUGCAUGGCAGGAACCUACGGAACCAAUUGCUCCUUGGUUUGUAACUGCAAGAACGACGGCACUUGUUCCCCUGUGGAUGGGCUGUGCUACUGCAAAGAAGGGUGGCAAGGAGUGGAUUGCUCUAUUCCAUGUUCAAGUGGAAGUUGGGGUCUGAACUGUAACCAGACGUGUUCCUGCAGCAAUGGGGCGUCCUGCAGGCCAGCUGAUGGCUUCUGCCUCUGCUCCCCAGGAUGGCAGGGGGAGUUCUGUGACCAGCCUUGUCCUGAUGGAACAUAUGGCCUUAAUUGCAGCGAGCGUUGUGACUGCAACCACGCGGAUGGGUGUGAUCCUGUCACUGGGUACUGCUGCUGCCUUGCAGGCUGGACAGGCAUCCACUGUGACAACAUCUGCACCCAGGGCCGCUGGGGACCCAACUGCUCCAUCUCCUGCAGCUGUGAGAAUGGGGGAUCCUGCUCCCCUGAGGAUGGAACCUGUGACUGUGCACCAGGAUACAGGGGACCCCUGUGCCAGAGAAUUUGCCCCCCAGGGUUUUACGGCCACCACUGCAGCCAGCCGUGUCCCCAGUGCGUGCACAGCAAUGGUCCCUGUCACCACGUGUCCGGACACUGCGACUGCCUGCCGGGCUUCUCCGGCCCCCUCUGCAACCAAGUGUGUCCCAGUGGGAAAUUUGGGAAGGACUGUGCUGAGGUGUGCCAGUGCACCGAGAACGGGACCUGCAAUCCCAUCGAUGGAUCGUGCCAGUGCUUCCCGGGCUGGAUAGGGAUGGACUGCUCCCAGACUUGUCCCACUGGGUUUUGGGGCCCUGAUUGCUUUCAUUCAUGCAACUGCCACAACGGAGCACUGUGCAGCCCCUACGAUGGAGAAUGUAGAUGUACCCAUGGUUGGACGGGGCUCUACUGCACUCAGCGUUGCCCAGCUGCUUUUUAUGGAAAGAACUGUGCCAAUGUGUGCCAGUGCCAGAACGGAGCCGACUGUGACCACAUCACUGGGCAGUGCACGUGCAGGACGGGAUUCACAGGCAAACAGUGUGAGCAGAAGUGCUCUCCAGGAACAUUUGGUUAUGGUUGCAAACAAUUGUGUGAGUGCAUGAACAAUGCAACGUGUGACCACGUCACAGGCACUUGCUACUGCAGUCCAGGCUUCAAAGGAAUUCGAUGUGAUCAAGCGGCUCUUAUGAUGGAAGAAUUAAACCCCUAUACUAAAAUUAGCCCUGCUCUUGGAUCAGAGAGGCACUCAGUGGGAGCAAUCAUUGGAAUUAUUAUUCUCCUUCUAAUUAUUAUGGUCUUGCUGGCACUCUUUGUGUGGUAUCGACGGAAACAGAAGGAGAAGGGCCAUGACAUGCCAAGUGUAUCUUACACUCCAGCCAUGAGGAUGACUAAUACAGAUUACUCACUUUCUGGUGCUUGUGGGAUGGAUAGACGUCAGAACACAUACAUAAUGGAAAAAAGCUUCAAAGAUUAUAUGAAAGAAUCUGUGUGCAGCUCCAGCACUUGUUCCCUGAACAGCAGUGAAAACCCAUACGCCACCAUUAAAGACCCCCCCAUUUUAACCUGCAAACACUCCGAGAGCAGCUACGUGGAAAUGAAAUCACCUGGUCACAGGGAGUCCCCGUAUUCCGAAAUGCCAACUUCAUCAACAGCCAAUAAAAACAUCUACGAAGUUGAGCCCACUGUCAGCAUAGUCCAAGACGGCCGCAGUCGGAGUGCCAGCUACCUUCAGAACCCCUAUGACCUGCCCAGGAACAGUCACAUUCCUGGCCACUAUGACCUGCUCCCCGUCCGGCACAGCCCGACCCACGGGCCUUCUUGGGACAAGCAGUCCUAGAGGGAUGGACUUCACUGGGCACUGCUGCCACCACAGACUGUAAGGAAGCAGA